Messenger RNA from Fundulus heteroclitus (mummichog), 2454 nucleotides. RefSeq names its product complement factor H-like. The transcript has 11 exons. Bases 30 to 2039 code for a protein of 669 amino acids. The record is from RefSeq and is a predicted model, not a curated record. NCBI's taxonomy places the organism in Eukaryota, Metazoa, Chordata, Actinopteri, Cyprinodontiformes, Fundulidae.
GUCGGGGUGUUGCCUGAAGGAAGGUGAAGAUGUUGAGUCUUCACAUCUUGCUCUCCAUGUGCUGUGCUUUGAGUUGUGUGACCAGUGAUAAAGAUGUGAUCACUGUGUUCGAAUAUGAGGAUAGUGCUGCAGUGGUUUCCUGUCCAUAUGCUGAAGGAUAUGAGGAUUAUGAAAAGUACCUGUGUAAGGACGACUGUAGUAGUGAUGAUGUUCUUAUUACGACAUCACAAAGAAAUACAUACAAAUACUCCAUCGAUGAUGACAAAAUAUCAAGAAUCUUCGAAGUGAUCAUCUCUAAUCUUAGUUUUGAGGACGCUGGGAAAUACUGGUGUGGAGUGACCAGAACAGGAAAAGAUAUCUACACUGAAGUAAAACUGGAAGUGGGAAAAGCAAUAAGGGAUUGUGACAAACCUGAGAUUACAAAUGGAUUUGCAGUUGGUCCUCUUGAAGAUAAAUUGUACUAUUCCUGUAAUGAAAAUUUCAAACUUCCUACCAAAAGCUGGUGGGGUGAGGCCACAUGUAAUGACGGUGCGUGGGACGAACUUCAUUCAUGUAUAGCUAAACACUGUGGACCACCACCCAAAGUUGAGAAUGCAGUCAUCACUGUGCCAUAUCAGACGGAAUACUUGGACAAUCACUCUGUGACUUAUCAGUGCCGUGAAAAGUAUAAAAUAGAGCAAGAAGCCUCCAUCACAUGCAGAAAUGGCAAAUGGGAAAGCAAGAACAUCAAAUGUAUCCAAUGGUGUGAAAAGCUCAGUGAUUCCCGACUGACAGUUGAGACAGCCAUGGAGAAAGAAGAAUAUAGGGAGGGAGAAGUGAUUCCGUAUAUGUGCACUGCUCCUGGUGUAACGGCAGGGGGCAACGCAACAUGUGAGAACGGCAAGUGGAAAAAAACUGAAGAAUGUCCAGGAAUUCCUUGUGAACUUCCACAAUUGGACCCUAAUCUUGGAAUUUUGGGUUCUGCACCCAGAGAUAAUCGAGUGAAAUCGGGAACUACAUUAUUAUUUGCCUGUGAGGAUGAAUAUGAUCUGGAGGGCUCUGAUGAAAUUCUGUGUUUAGAAACUGGGAAGUGGGAUGCCCCGUUGCCAACCUGUUCUGAGAAAUGCAAACGACCAGAAGUACCAGAAAAUGUGCGCAUCACUUCAUUUGUACAAGGCAAUGCUCUAAGUAAAGGAGAUAUAUUAUCAUUUGCUUGUAAUCGUGGUACGGACUUCAUGCAAGGAAGUGCAUCAAUUGAGUGUUUGGGAAACGGACAGUGGAGCGACCCCCCGCCACAGUGUGGAGCUCCUAUGGUUUGUUCAGCACCACCACGUCUUGCAGAUGGAGACACAAAAUCAUAUAUUGGCUCAGGUUCUGUGUUUCAACAUGGUGACAAAGUUGAAUACAUCUGUCAGCAAAUGUAUACUAUGAGCGAGGAACCAUUUAAAACCUGCAACAACGGAGUAUGGAUAGGAGACAUGAGAUGCCUCACGAACAACUGUGAAAUUGGCGGGCUGCAUCCUCGUCUGUACAUAGCUGGAAUACCAUCGACUGGUGAAGCGAUCGUAGCCGGACACAAGUUGCGUUUUUUCUGUGGAGCUGAUCAUAAACUGGAUGGCCCAGAAGAAAUCGAAUGUUUAGGAACUGGCCAAUGGAGCGCCUCCUUUCCAACCUGCUCUGCUCCUAUAGCUUGUUCAGCACCACCACGUCUUGAAGAUGGAGACACCAAAUCAUAUAUUGGCUCAGAUUCUGUGUUUCAACAUGGUGACAAAGUUGAAUACAUCUGUCAGCAAAUGUAUACUAUGAACGGGGAACCAUUUAAAACCUGCAACAACGGAGUAUGGAUAGGAGACAUGAGAUGCCUCAAACCCUGCACUGUGAACGAGCAGUUAAUGAACACACAUAAUAUUUGGGUUGCAUAUGGUUAUAGCAAUAAGCUAUAUGCGCCACAUAAGGAUCACCUUACAUUUGUUUGUAAACCAGGAACAAGACAUGUUGGCAGAGUACCAAUGCGUGUGGAGUGUAAUGAUGGGGAGGUGACCCUGCCCACUUGCCAAUAAAAGUCUUUGGAGAGCUUAAAAUAAAUAUGUAAUCACAAAAAUAUGUAAUUGACUUACUAAUGUAAAGACCUAUGUACCUUAUUGCUGCUGUGGUCAUUUUAAUACAAGUACUGCAUUUAGUCCUCUUCCUCUGCAUUUUUUAUGAAAACAUAAGAAAACAGAUGUAUCUAAAAUGCUUCCAAACAAAAAGAAAAAUAAAGAUGUCAUUCUUCAUAAGUGAAUUGCAUUUGUUCUUCAACAUGUCUGUCAAGAUAAAAGUUGCAAAAUAUUCAUGAAUGAAGCAACGGCACAAAUGACCUCUCUGUCAGUCUACAUAAUAUUGCAUUCGGAGCAUACUAAAAUCCUGAUAGAAACUUUUAUCCAGCUGUACGACAUAUUUUGUUGACUGUUUGAAAAGUAAAACCAUUUGACUUGA